UAGAUCAGGUCAAGCCGUGUGAAAAGGUGAGGAGGAGGGGUUAAGGGAGUUUGGGGUGGGUUUUAAGGGUGGAGGCUGGGAAUAAGGCACUGAAGGGGUGGUAGUAGAGGCGGUGGGUAUGGUGGAGGGAGACUUGAGAGGUGUAAUUUUGGAAGUGAGGAAAGACCUGUGAUUAGAAAAUUUAUGAGAAAUAGCUAAAUGUUUAAAGUGAUUGAAAUAACAAUAUCUAGAAAAGAAAAGCAAUUUGAUAAAGAAAUAUUUAAAUUAGUCCGAAGAGAUACUUAUCAUUACUCAAGAUUCUCGAGCAAUUCAGCAUCUUUUAUAAUAAAUCUAAUUAUACCAAGUGCAAAUAAAUUUAUAAAGAAAAUGAAAUAUACUGCACUGCCAGAAUUAAACAAGUUCAGUCUCCACUGCUUUCCCCCAAGAAAUAAGACAACUGAUAGUUUCAUAUCAAAUUGAUUUCCUAGAUCAGUCAAGUGUAUGGUUGCUGAACAAGAAUUUAUUUUGAAGCCAAUUAGAGGAUAUUUUACAGAAUUGAUCAGAGUUGCUCCGAAAGUUCAACAGGAAGUAUCAUUCAGAUACUUUACCAUUAAUGACAGAGAAUUCAAAAGAAUCAUUUCUGCUGUGAGACAUGUGAGAAAAGUCUUUUUUGCAUGGUGUGAGAUUUCUGUUACUAAAGUCCCUGACUUUUCAUUUACAUUAGACAAAACUAGACUUGAAGAGCUUUCAAUGCAGAAUUGCAGCUAUGGUCAUAAUAGCAAUUUGAAACAAAACUCCAAAGAAUUUAAAAAUCUUAUUCAAGGAUUAGGCACCUCUCAAGAUCUCAAACAAAGCCUAAAAUUAAUGAACAUCAAAUCCCAAAUGUUAGAAAUAGGAGACAUAAGAAACACCCUAAAUGAAAAUGGGCUUGAAGGGGUCAGACUUUCAUUGUAA
Messenger RNA from Moneuplotes crassus, 933 nucleotides. The record is from the annotation of a GenBank genome assembly. NCBI's taxonomy places the organism in Eukaryota, Ciliophora, Spirotrichea, Euplotida, Euplotidae.